AUGGUCUCAUUACAUCAAGUGGUAUAUUUUAUCUUUGUUGCCUCAGUUUCUAGCGAAUGUGUCACUAAGCUCUUCAAAGACACCUGCUUUCAAGGAGGAGACCUAAGUACUGUUUUCACACCAAGUGCCACAUACUGCCAACUGGUCUGCACCCACCACCCACGGUGUUUGCUCUUCACAUUCAUGGCUGAGUCAGCUUCAGAUGAUCCUACCAAAUGGUUUGCCUGCAUUCUGAAAGACAGUAUCACAGAAACACUGCCAAUGGUGAAUAUGACAGGAGCAAUUUCUGGAUUUUCCUUCAAGCAAUGCCCUCAUCAAUUAAGUGCUUGCAGCAAAGACGUGUAUGUGGACCUAGACAUGAAGGGCAUGAACUAUAACAGUUCUGUUGUGAAGGAUGCUCGGGAAUGCCAAGAGAGAUGCACAAGUGACGCCCAUUGCCACUUUUUCACAUACGCAACAGGGCGUUUUCCCAGUGUGGCGCAUCGGUGA
This is a messenger RNA of Onychomys torridus (southern grasshopper mouse), 489 nucleotides long. It is a transcript of the gene F11, whose product is annotated as coagulation factor XI. The transcript is spliced from 4 exons. Lineage: Eukaryota; Metazoa; Chordata; Mammalia; Rodentia; Cricetidae. Gene Ontology annotation, biological process: proteolysis. Gene Ontology annotation, cellular component: extracellular region. The record is from RefSeq and is a predicted model, not a curated record. Bases 1 to 489 code for a protein of 162 amino acids. Gene Ontology annotation, molecular function: protein binding.